CCACGGAAGAGCGCCAGCAAAAUGGUAUACUAUUUUACUUCCAAGGUGGUUCAUCCCUCCGCUUUCAUAUACGUCGGCAAAGACAAGUACGAAAAUGAGGAUUUGAUAAAGCAUGGGCUGGAUAAGGACGUCUGGUUCCAUGUCGAUAACUUGUCUAGCGCUCACAUUUAUCUACGCCUUCGCGACGGUGAAACUUGGGAUAACAUUCCCCAGAAACUUGUGGAUGACUGCGCACAACUGACAAAAGCGAAUUCUAUCGAGGGAAACAAAAAGGAUAACAUCACCAUCAUCUAUACACCAUGGGCGAACCUCUAUAAAGACGGAUCCAUGGAAAGCGGUCAGGUAUCUUUCCACAACCCUAAGCGGGUUCGUAAGGUUUUCGUCAAGGAACGAGAAAAUGCGAUCGUCAAUCGACUCAACAAGACCCGCGUCGAAAAGUUCCCCGACCUCCGCGCCGAGAAGGAAGAAUACAUGAAAAUAAAACGGAAAGAGGAGCGCAAAGACAGAGAAGAACAAAAAGCCAGGGAAAAGCAGGAGAGGAGGGAACACGAGCAAUUAAAGUGGCAAAAGGACCAUGCGUACGAUGACCUGAUGACUGAGGAGAACAUGGAGGCCAGUUGCAAUCAUGAUCGCGAUCCCGAUUUCCUUGACGACUUUAUGUAAUUUCGAUUUACAAUUCAUACCAAAAGCAUCAUCAUUGUUAUAACUCAGGAAAAGAGAUAGGAAGGCGGUUAGUAUAUCAGGAGUGGGAUAUCUCUAGGAUCAGUAUCAUCUUAUAGUUGAUGAGAAAACUUAAUAAAGUCAUGGACAUGAACGUUGGCUCUUAGUCCAAUGGGCC
Messenger RNA from Aspergillus ruber CBS 135680, 838 nucleotides. Its product is annotated as putative DUF814 domain protein. The record is from RefSeq and is a predicted model, not a curated record. Bases 22 to 663 code for a protein of 213 amino acids. The transcript is spliced from 4 exons. NCBI's taxonomy places the organism in Eukaryota, Fungi, Ascomycota, Eurotiomycetes, Eurotiales, Aspergillaceae.